Molecule: messenger RNA, 3075 nt
Organism: Penicillium paradoxum
Lineage: Eukaryota; Fungi; Ascomycota; Eurotiomycetes; Eurotiales; Aspergillaceae
Gene: farA
Product: CeGAL family transcription factor
Exons: 6
Biological process (GO): DNA-templated transcription
Molecular function (GO): zinc ion binding; DNA binding
Source: RefSeq, a predicted model, not a curated record
UUGGAUGGAGAGGACUGUGUGGCCAUGAGUACUACUGAAUUCCACCCCGAUCAGCUAUCGGACAAUCACCCCAGCCCGGCCCCGAGCAACGCAGGCUCCACGGGAACUUCGGGCAUCACAGUGCGCAAUGGCCCCCAAGGCCAGCCGCUGAGUUUUAGAAGGGUCGCGGCGAUGUGCGCAAACCGGGCGUUGAGAUGGGAGGGGGGAGGGGGGGACAACGUGCAUCACGCGCGUGUGAGUCUUUUGGUGAACAAUGUGACUGACAUUUCUAUUUUUCGCUCUAUUAAGACAUGUCAUGCUCGGAAGGUGAGUUCUCCCCCUUGCAUCUCUUCUCUCCACGUCGUCGCUCUAACCGUCGCUGUCGCCCAACAGGUCCGAUGCGAUGCAGCCAGUCUCGGGGUGCCUUGCACGAAUUGUGUCGCUUUCUCGAUCGAGUGUAAAAUCCCUUCCCCGAAACGAAAGAAGACGAACCAGAGCAAGAACAAAGAGGACGCUCAAUAUGACGAUAGUCCACCUCAGACUGCCUCCUCGAUUGUCGACGCCGCGGUAGCGCAUUUCCGACCUACGAGUACCGAGGAGCCAGUCGGCUCAGGCUCUGGCCCUGGCCCUGUUCCUGCGCCCAGAGAAAAAGAAAAAAGUUCAGACUCGGAUGAAAAGAACAACGCUUUUGGAUACCGAAACAACCGUAUGGCCGUCGACGGCAUGCCUAAUACGUCCCUUUCCGAGGCUGAGGCGGCCCAGCAAGCUUCGACUGAUAAUGCUUAUGCCCAAUUCAUGAAGCCUAAAUUUGCCCGGGCUCCGAUAAAGGAGGCUGGCCGGGUGGCGUACUUAGGCGAAUCAUCAAAUCUGUCACUUUUGGUUCAAGAUCGCCAUGGAACUGCAGAUGUCGUGCACUAUCCUCUCCCACCGAAUAUCAGAGGAUCCCGCGCCCGGUUGACAGACUUGGACAAUUUGGAAAUCGAUAUUCUGCAUCAGCGGGGCGCAUUCCUGCUCCCGCCCAAACCACUUUGUGAUGAGUUAGUGGACGCCUACUUCAAGUGGGUUGCACCCGUGGUGCCGAUUAUCAACAAGAGUCGCUUCAUGCGACACUACCGCGACCCCAAGAACCCACCAUCGCUGCUACUACUCCAGGCGAUUCUGCUGGCAGGAUCGAGAGUCUGCACCAACCAACAGCUUAUGGAUGCGAAUGGCUCGACAACCCCUGCGGCUAUGACUUUCUAUAAGCGUGCUAAGGCAUUGUAUGAUGCGAAUUAUGAGGAUGACCGUGUCACCAUCGUGCAGGCAUUGGUACUUCUGGGUUGGUACUGGGAGGGGCCUGAAGCAGUAGAUGUCACCAAGAAUGUGUUCUACUGGACACGGGUAGCUAUGGUGGUGGCCCAGGGCUCCGGGAUGCACCGCAGUGUCGAAAUGUCCCAGCUCAAUAAACCGGACAAGAGACUUUGGAAGCGAAUCUGGUGGACUCUGUUCACCCGGGAUCGCUCUGUGGCUGUCGCGUUGGGACGACCCAUUGGGAUCAAUACGGAUGACUCGGAUGUUGAGAUGGUGACAGAAGAUGAUUUCAUCGAGGAUGAACUCGAUACUCCCGCCGAAUACCCAGCAGAUCCUGUCCAUGUCCAGUUCUUCCUGCAGUAUGUCAAGUUGUGCGAGAUCAUGGGCUUGGUCCUGUCACAGCAGUACUCUGUGGCCUCCAAGUCGCGGCGUAUGAAUGCAAUGGACCUCACUCACUCCGAUAUGGCGCUUGCCGAUUGGCUGCAGAACUGCCCCAAAGAAGUAUGCUGGCAACGCUCUCGGCAUCAUUUCUGGGCAGCGCUCUUGCACUCUAAUUACUACACUACGCUCUGUCUUCUCCACAGAGCCCACAUGCCGCCUGCCUCAUCCGCGCCCAAUAACUACAGGGUCGAAGAAAUGGCUUACCCAUCGCGAACAAUCGCCUUCCAAGCUGCAGGCAUGAUCACGUCUAUAGUCGAGAACCUUCAGGCGCAUGGGGAAAUUCGGUACACGCCUGCCUUCAUCGUAUACAGUUUAUUCUCAGCGUUGAUCAUGCAUGUGUACCAAAUGCGUUCCUCGGUUCCUUCAAUUGUGGCCACCUGCCAGGAAAGGAUCAAUGUGUGCAUGUCCGCCCUAAAGGAUGUAUCAAAGGUUUGGCUGGUGGCAAAAAUGGUAAACACUUUAUUCGAGUCUAUCCUCGGAAACAAGGUGCUUGAAGAACGACUCCAGAAGGCUGCAGGCCGGAGACAUCAGCGAACACGGCACGGCGAAUCCUCAACCUCUAAAAGGCCGGACCCGCCAAAGCGCAAAUUUGACGACAUGGAUAUUGGCAUACCUAAUGGUGGGCCCACACCCCCGGUGUCAUAUGAACGCUCCCGGCCUCAGACGCCUGCUGUCACACCUUCCCGGGAACUGAAUCCACCUACUCUCGGCGGCCAUCAAUCACCAAACAAUGCCCGCGGUCCUCACGAUUCCCUGGUCGGUACUGGCAACUCUCGAUCCAACACCCGGCCUACAACGCCAUUCAACGGCCAAUUCUCUCUGCCCGCCACACCUCCUGACUUCUUCCUGGUGACUCGUACCUCACCUAACCUCUCCCCAUCCCUUUGGGAGAACUUCCAACCCGACCAAUUGUUCCCAGACGGCACCGCCUUCUUUCCGGAACUAACAUCGCCUCCCCAGCCUGCCGCAGUCGACCCAUCCCUCCAGAUCCCGUCACAAAUGCCCGCGGGGAUGUCCCAACGCCCUCCCAUGAUGAACAACCAGCCGCAGCCCGUCCCGGGUCGCAGUAUGUCCGUCUCGCAGGGUAGUCCGUCGAUGAUGCCGGGACUGCCGGGGGCAAUGGGAAUGCAGCCCACCCCGCCGCAACAAAUGUUCGGUAUGGAGGGCCAGCAUCAGCAAGCCUGGCCGCCCAUGCAGGGUCUUGAUGGAACUAUGAGUGGGGCAGCGAUGGAUGCUGCUAGUCAAGACAAUGAUACCUGGAGUAGCAGCUCUCGUAGUGGACCGACCGCGCCGACGACACUGAAUGUCGAGGACUGGUUCCAAUUCUUCGGCAUCAACGGCGGAUUUGGCGACUUGGCUGCCUAA